CUGGCAAUUACAAUAUUUCGCAACGAGGCUGAAUCAAUAAAGUGUCACUUCGACACAGAAUUUCUGUUCUGUGUUUUCCAAUACUUUUUUAUCGUGAAGAUGGCUUCAAGCAAUGAUGACCUGCAUCAGUAAGAAGGGAAAAUGACAAGAGAUGGAGGGGGUGUUUUCAAUAGGCAUAGAAUCAACAUCUGAUGAAAUACUGUUGAAUAUUUUUCGGUUGCUGCCGAUUGAAGAUAUUUUGAAAGUUAUCUGCGUCAGCAAGCGUUUCAAACGUGUGGCAGAGGAUCCUUGUCUCCACAGGAGAGUAAAUUUUGGCAAAAGUGGUGAAAACCUGUUUAUAUCAAAAACAAUAUUGCAAUCAUACAUCAAUAAACAUGCUGGACAUUUGCAGGCUUUGACCUUGAUUGACUGUUACUGGGUCCCCCCUCACCAGAUGGCAAGAGUUUUGCAUCCAUUGAAAAACCUUGAAGAACUAAAUAUCAUUGGAUGUGAAGUAAGCUUGUCAGCUUUGUGUUCAAUUUUUCAAAGGAAUCCUCAGUUAAGAAAGCUUGGAUGGUCUGUUCCUCAAAAAGGACUCUACAAAGAACUAUGCGGACCAGAUGGACAACCUAAUGAUGUUCACAGACAGCUGUGUGAUUCGUUUGGAAGGCUAUCAAGUCUUAAACUAAGAUUUCACAAGUUUAUUCAUUUUGAAACGAUUGUUGGCUUGUUUCCAAAUACCAUGACUUUAUCUGAGCUUCUCCUCGAGUACAAAGGGCCUAAAGUUACAUCUCUUAUCCAUGAUGGCUCUGAUUACAGUAUCUUAAUAAAGUCAAACUGUCCAUUUCCUGUAUAUUAUUCAAAUCCUUUACAUUUCAAUGACAUUUCAUUGCAUUUUAAUUUGAAUGUGAUAGAUUUUUCAACAAAGGUUGCUCUCAAUGCUGCAAAAACAGACCAAUUAACUUGUUUAUUGGCACCAGGAAGCUUAAACAUUCUUUGCUGGAAUCAUAUUGUCCCAUUGUAUAAGACUCCAGGAAUAUUGAUGGUAGACUUCAGCUCAACUUGCUUAACUGCAGAAAAGAUAAAUUGGCUUGGCAAUCUCAAUAGAUUGACACAUUUGAAUCUUCAACAUGUUCAACACUUUAAAGCCAACCUUAUGAAGGCAAUCGCUUUGAACUGUCCUGAUCUGCAGUCAUUGAAUCUGAACAAUUGUGUGGAUUGGGUGGAUGAGGAUCUAUGUGCAUUGAAGAUAGUCUGUAUGUCGUGCUCCAAGCUACAGCAUUUAAAUGUUGGUAGAAUAUGUUGUCAUUCUGAUGGAACCAAAGAGGGGAAUUUCAUUUGCAAAGUUAUUGCUGGAAUGAAACAUCUACGGUCUUUGUCGAUUGCACCAUGCUGUCUUGUCAGAGUAGCUGAUGAAAAACUUCACAGCACAUCUGAUGGACUUCUUAAAAAGAAUAUCCCCAGGAGAAGUAGCAUGGCAGAUGGGCUAGAUAAGCCUUCAGGUGCAAUAAACAGAGCUGCAUCAACUUCAAGCACAAUGACAACCGAAUCUGGAUACGUAACGCGUCGUGUGACACACCAAAAGGAGAUAAAUGAAAGGGUUAUGCAGAGUGGUAGUGGUUUAGAUGAUUUAGUAAAAGGCCUGAAGAAAAUCGAAGAAGUAGAGUUUAUUGGCGUUGGCUAUUCAUCUGUCUUUAGCAUUCCAGAUGAGUCAACUGGACUAUCAUAUGUUUGCCCACUGACAAGAAAUAUUCUGGAUGCGACCCUGCUUCCUCUGAAAAACUGGGCACAUUUGAGACGACUUACCCUAGCUGGUCUCCGUGGGCUUGGCUCAUUUCGCUCCUUGAUAGAAAUGACAAAGCACUGUAACCUAUUGGAGUACCUUUCACUAGCUGACAUUGGUCUGCCUGGAAAUUCCUUUGCUCUUUCUUCUUUGCCUCAAGCUCUCACGAAUUGCAAAAGUCUCAAAAAGCUGAGGGUAGAUCAACCACAUUAUAACCUUACUGAAAAGGUGAUGGCCGCACUACAGAACUGCAGGAACAUUGAAAGCAUUCUCAUUUCAUGCAAGAGUGGUAAAAUUCCCAAGGACGUUGAGCCAUACAUCCGUCUUUUUGAUUCGUGCAAAAAACUGUGCGUCUUUCAGUUAUUUUCGGGUGCAUCCAUGAUUCACUGUAGAAGGUUGACGAAAGAGCUUCUUAAAAGAUAUCAGAAGCUACGUCCUCCAUUGUCGAUUGCAAUACUUCAUUUUAGUCAAUCACUGACUGGACAUGGCCUCCAAGGCAUUCCGUUUGCACAUUUAAAAACACUGACGUGUUUUGAAUCGAAAAUUGCCCAAUGAAUAAAGAUAUUUAACUUUUUGUAUUUGAUUAAUUUGUAUAUUUUGUUUAUUGCGAACGCACCUAGAAAGUCACAUUUAACUGGA
Rhopilema esculentum is the source of this 2401-nucleotide messenger RNA. Its product is annotated as F-box/LRR-repeat protein 18. Gene Ontology annotation, biological process: SCF-dependent proteasomal ubiquitin-dependent protein catabolic process. Lineage: Eukaryota; Metazoa; Cnidaria; Scyphozoa; Rhizostomeae; Rhizostomatidae. Gene Ontology annotation, molecular function: protein binding. The record is from RefSeq and is a predicted model, not a curated record.